AUGGCCAGCAACGAGUAUUACAACCAGGGCCCGCCGCAGGGCUACGGCCAUCCCCAGGCUCCUCAGCCCAGCUAUGGUCCCCCCCAGGGCGGCUACCAACAGGGCUAUGCCCAGCCGGGCUACAACCAGGGCUACCCGCCGCAGGGCCAGCCGCCGAUGCAGUACCAGCAGGCCCCUCCCCCCGACGACUCUCGCGGCAAGAAGGGCGGCAGCAACAACUGCCUGAUGGCAUGUAUCGCCGCGCUGUGCUGUUGCUGCGUUGCCGAGGAAGCGUGCGAGUGCUGCAUCGACUGCUGCGAGUGCUUCUUCUAA
Purpureocillium lilacinum is the source of this 312-nucleotide messenger RNA. RefSeq lists its product as uncharacterized. The record is from RefSeq and is a predicted model, not a curated record. Lineage: Eukaryota; Fungi; Ascomycota; Sordariomycetes; Hypocreales; Ophiocordycipitaceae.